Molecule: messenger RNA, 845 nt
Organism: Argentina anserina (silverweed cinquefoil)
Lineage: Eukaryota; Viridiplantae; Streptophyta; Magnoliopsida; Rosales; Rosaceae
Exons: 5
Coding region: 69-845 (258 amino acids)
Biological process (GO): translation; negative regulation of translation
Cellular component (GO): mitochondrial large ribosomal subunit; ribosome
Molecular function (GO): structural constituent of ribosome; mRNA binding
Source: RefSeq, a predicted model, not a curated record
CAGCCGCAUUAUUUGCUUGUGUGGAAGUUAAAAGUCCGUGAAGGCAUAGUUGGGAGAAGAAGACAGAAAUGGCAAGCCAGGCAGCUAGGUCUUUUAACGGUAACAUAAAGAAAGCUGUUGCCGGCCUCAGACGUGUUAAACUUGAUGGUCUUAGAUGGAGAGUAUUCGAUGCGAAAAGCCAGGUUCUUGGAAGGCUAGCAUCUCAAAUAUCUACCGUGAUUCAAGGCAAGGAUAAACCAACAUAUGCUCCAAAUCGAGAUGAUGGAGAUAUUUGCAUCGUGCUGAAUGCAAAGGAUAUUUGCGUCACAGGGAGAAAACUGACUGAUAAAGUUUAUCAUUGGCAUACUGGGUAUGUUGGACAUCUGAAGGAGAGGACUUUGAAAGAUCAGAUGGUCAAAGAUCCUACGGAAGUAAUCCGCAAAGCUGUGCUACGCAUGCUCCCAAAGAACAAACUACGUGAUGAUAGAGAUCAAAAGCUGAGGAUAUUUCCUGGAAGUGAGCACCCCUUUGGUGAUCGGCCCCUUGAACCGUAUGUGAUGCCGCCUAGGAAAGUAAGGGAAAUGCGACCUCGCACAAGACGAGCCAUUGUCCGAGCUCAGAAGAAGGCUGAAAAGCAGCAAAAAGAUGAUAAUGGUCCGCAAAAGGCAAGAAAGAAUGGUGCACGGGAAUUAAUUGCUACUAAUUACUCAAGGUUAUUUGGGCUUAUGAAAGUUGUUGGUGAAUAUCCACUUAAGACGGCUUUGAAUCAGGACUUCUGCAGAGUAGUCAGUAGUGCUUUUCCGAUACCAAUGCUUGAUAGUAGCUUGCGACCACAUAGGCUUGAGAAAGUACUCUUUUCAACAUAA